Molecule: messenger RNA, 1517 nt
Organism: Schistocerca piceifrons (Central American locust)
Lineage: Eukaryota; Metazoa; Arthropoda; Insecta; Orthoptera; Acrididae
Exons: 4
Coding region: 150-1517 (455 amino acids)
Molecular function (GO): sequence-specific DNA binding
Source: RefSeq, a predicted model, not a curated record
CGAAAUUCAUAGCAGGUCGUGACGUCACUCCAAGCGGGCCACCAUGUUGUGUUUCGAAGCGUUUAUCUACACGUUUGUUGGAUCGAGUGCUGUAUUCGUGCUUUAAACUAGCGAUUACAGAGUUUACGUGUAGUGAAGCUGCUGUGAACAUGGUUUACAAAUGUUGUGUGCCAAGGUGUCGUGGGAAUUACGGAACUGGACCGAAAGUAAUGUUGUUUUCCUUUCCGAAAGAUGCGAAUCUGCGUUGGAAAUGGCUUUCAGCGAUUCAUCGGGACAAUUUCCAACCCACUGAGCACACGAAGGUUUGUGAACUUCAUUUCACCGAAUCUGACAUCUGCCGGCAUACGGAAUGUUAUGAUGAAGUGAAAGGCACAAAGCUUACUGUCAAGCUUUCAAGACCAAGGCUUAGAGAGGGUGCUGUCCCAUCAGUGUUACCAGGCUGCCCAAGCUAUUUGUCUACUCCAUCCACCAGCUCUCGAGAAAGUGCAGAGGAAAGGAGAGCUAGAUUGGACAAUGAACAUCUUCUACAAGCAAUUAAAGACAGUAUAGUAACCAAAACAGAGUAUGAUUCGAGGAAGUUAUUUUCUACUUUUGAAGCAUUUCUGCAGUGCCUAGAAAGAGAAACCAUUCCUAGUGAAUGGACCAUUGUUAGGAGAAGUGACUGUGUCCUAUUUCUAUUGCUUACUGUAUUGCCUGCUCCAUCUGUGUCUGUAUCUGUUGUAGUGACAAAUGAUUUGCAGUUGUCUGCCUAUCGAAGUAACACUGAGAUAAGAAAGAUAGGCAGUAGAAAAAUACCACACAAACUUUCAAAUAUGAAUGAUUUGUUUACAGUAUUAGACAAAGUGAAGGAAUUAGUCAGUGCAAAAGAAAAUUCAUUAAAAAGCCAGUGCCUUCUUAUACAGGACAUUUUAAAUGACAUGUGCAGUUCUGUAGAUGAAGAAAAACAGAAACAAAUUCAAUUCUUAAUACAUGAGAAACGAAAUAAAAGGCCAGGCAGUGGAAUAGCUAGAGGCAGAGAUUCAGAUGCAGAUUCAGAGCCGGUGCCGGCAGUUUGGAGAUUCCGCAGCGAGACGCCAGCGGGGCAGAGUAGGCCCGUAGCAGCCGAUACAGCUGAUAAAGACUUCGAGAAGACUGUGAUAGACUCUGGUGGACACUCAGGAAAUGCAGGUCAAGUUGUCUCUGAAAUGAACUCGCCGAGUGCUCAAACAGUGCGCCUCGUUCCUCUCUGGGCCGAGUACGGGUGGUCGCGCAGGCGUGAGCCCGGCGUGUGCUUGGCUGACCUGAUUGCAGGCGCCGCGCUGCGGAACACGGCAGGCGCAGACAAUAGCGCGGCGCCGCGGCUGCCCGUCCUCUGGCAAAGGUCAACAGGCCCUCCCUCCCCCUCUUCCCUCUCGUCAAGUCUUCCCGUACGACGAGUCACCCGCGAACCAGGAGACGGCGCCAGCGACCCAACUGUAGCCCACCUGCGGGGCGUCUGCGCCGACGGGCUAAUGGGUUCCCCUCACAAGUGCGGCUAG